Molecule: messenger RNA, 645 nt
Organism: Botrytis byssoidea
Lineage: Eukaryota; Fungi; Ascomycota; Leotiomycetes; Helotiales; Sclerotiniaceae
Exons: 1
Coding region: 1-645 (214 amino acids)
Source: RefSeq, a predicted model, not a curated record
AUGUGCAUAACCGCCAACACCAUCACAUUCCUAUGUGAUUUCAAAUGCUUCACUGCUCCCCAGGAAACACAUCUCUAUGCCAAGAAACAUCAACUCGUCCAGAAAUGGAAAGGAUGUGACCACAAUCUCGAUCGGACUCUCCGCGGCAAAAGGUUCUUUGAGAGCGCAACGCAAAAGCCUUGUCAUAAUCCGGAAAGGGCUCGGACUUUCAAAAUUUGCCCUGACUGCAGUACCAAAUACGGGUCACUCACCGAACGAAUAAAUUCCCACGUGAGAAUGAUUAUCCACCUUUUGGAAAAGGCUGGUGGUAAUAUCGAAAUUACUGGGCCCGCUCAGAAAAAAGCAAGCGUGUGUUCCGACGUCAGCGAAUGGUGCACUUACCUGGACAAUGUCGCUCGCCUUCACACAUACGAUCAGAAACAUCCAUCACAUCCACCAAAUCCGGAGAAGAAUCAAGCGAGCGAGGAGGAGUAUUACUUUGAGCUUCAAGUAUUACUUGGCAAUAUAACCCAGGAAAUGAACAUUGAGAAGAGCAAGCCCGGUGGCGGCGAUAGAAGAAUCAUCAGAGAACUUUUUUAUCAGCGGGUCAGGGCAGAGAUUGAGCAGCAUAGAAUCUGGAUACUUAUGAGCAAGAAAUACCCAUAG